Messenger RNA from Exophiala viscosa, 2664 nucleotides. RefSeq lists its product as uncharacterized. The record is from RefSeq and is a predicted model, not a curated record. Bases 140 to 2440 code for a protein of 766 amino acids. Lineage: Eukaryota; Fungi; Ascomycota; Eurotiomycetes; Chaetothyriales; Herpotrichiellaceae. The transcript is spliced from 3 exons.
AGAGGGUUCUCGAAAGCUUCCAGCACUACAGAUAAUCAUAACGACAGUCAACAUCUUGCAGAAUCCGGCAUUUCGAGCAACGCUGAGGAGUCACUCGGUACCAUUCGUCAUCACUCGACUUACGACACUAGUGAGAUCCAUGAGCGUCCUCAAGUUCCCGGAUCUCCUAGGCUAUCCUUCAUGUCCAUCUGCCAAGCAAGGCCAACCUCGGACAUGCCUGUCUACGCCUACUGACAGCGCGAUUGAUACCAUCAUGACUGAUGCGCCAGCACCACCCCUCCCUGUUGAUCACGAUGGUCGAGACCUUUACCGUCGACUCUUUCCGCACGGCCAUAUCCUUCAAGAAAAUCCAGCAGAUGACCGGCGGGCUGGCUUGUUUGCUUUGCAACGCUCCAUUCGUUCGCAGUUGACCAAGCAGCAACAUGUGCGAGUGCCCUUUAUCUCUGAACUCAGCUCUAUCGCGCAGCAAAUUCAACUCGGUCAUGCCACAGAGGAGCUUGCACAAUCCACGGUGGACAACAUCCAUAGACUUGACAGUGACCAGAUCCAAGGCCCCACCACCGAUGACACGAAAACAUUGGAAGACGGUGAGGUGUCCGGCUCCUACGUGGGUGACAACAACCAUAAGCCAACCAACAGGCAGAACACAAUCCCCAGUGCCGGCAAGACGUCCGGCUUCACUGUGACCAAAGGAACGGCGCUGAACGUGGAGACCCCUUCGUCAGGAGAUUUCGGUACAACGAGUCAAUCUACCAUCGAUCCUUACGUGCCUACUCAACAAGCCAGCCAUCGGAAAGCAGCGAUAUUACCGUCAACUCCUUUUUCGCUCUAUGAGCUAGAUCUCAUCCUUCAGCUAUACGGCAAAUCACUCGACUGUGCCACGCCACUACGCCUGGGCUGGAUUGCGCAAGGUAGAGUCUUGAAUGGCCUUGGUCAUGAUCUUUCCUCGUUGGUGGUCGUCUUCUUUGAUCCCGACUCUCGUGGUCACUGGACAGGUGUUCGCCAGCGAGACCCGGCCGUGGACGGCUUGAACACGGACUCAGACGAGCCCAUGGCGUCCUUGGAUGAUGAUGACGACGACGACAACGACGACGAUGCGAAUCCGUACCGCACAUCGCCGUGGCUUCCAAAACACCGAGACGACUCCAAAUGCUACUCUUGUUUCAGGGAUAACAAAAAGUGUUACGGCAAGUCACCGUGCUUCGAAUGCCAGCGGAGAAUGAUGCAAUGUCGCCCACAAGACCCGGAGUCUACAGCACAGAUGCUCGACGCCGCUCACAAACCCCGCCUCUUCGACCACAACAACCGUAGUAUCACGACCGAUCCGUGCGCUACAUGCUUUCGCAGUCGAGAACAUUCAUGCGACGGUGUCUUGCCCUGCAACAAUUGUCGUCUUGCAGGAAUAGGCAAUCAAUGUAACCGAGAUCACAAGACUGAAAAGAAGGCGAAGCAACGCACGACCGAGUCCGCGAAAGAUCAACUCCCACCACUGGCGAUCAGCAAUGAGGAGCGUUACUGUUCUGGCUGCGGCUAUGUCAUUGAUUUAUCUCAACCCUCCCAUUACUCACGGAUCGAAAAUCACCGGCAUGAAAAAGUUUGUCGUAAAUGUGGUUAUGAAGAAAACAAAAGUGGCCGGCAUUCCAGUCAUUCACAACACAGAACGUGCUGGUACUGUUUCGCUGAGAACGUCGACGCCAGGUCUUUCACGGUCGCUUUGGCCGAUGGCGAAGAAGGUAAUACGUGGUGCCCUACCUGCCGCCGGUUAUACCGACAGCAAACAGCAAAUGAGCAGGUGAAAUCUGCGACGGCUUCUACCUGCGACGUGUGGUCAUCGAAUCUGGGGCAAGCCACAGCUCGAGACUGCCAUGCAGGAGACCCUGCAACAGUAGAGGAGUGGCGGUCUGAUCCACGUCGGCGGUGCCACACGUGUGGGACGCUCAACAGCCGCAGAUGGUGCCAUUCCCGCGUGAGUGGUCAACAGGGUAUCCGAUGGUGCGAAAAUUGUUACAAAUUCUGGUUGAGACAGCAAGUCGAUCCGUAUUACUCGCCCGCCGCGAUCUUGGCGAGAACUGGUCGUGGUGUCGUCUGUGCCGGCCACUGCCGUCGCGUCGAUGACGGCAGUCAACGAUUCAGUCUCUCCAAGCUUGAUCAGACAAAGUUCUGGUGCUUAAACUGCUCUGUUUCCUACGGACGAACGGGAAGAGACCCUGCGGGCAGGGACGACAUGAAAUGUUUCGUCUGUGGCAACGCUUCCCUUUCCCAGUUCCACAAUUCUCGAGACCCGGAUGAACAGGGCGAGAUGUGGUGCCUUGGUUGCCUCAGAUACUGGCAGAAUCAUGAUGGAGAGCAUCCAAGGAUGCGACCUGAGGUACUACGGGCGCGGGAUCGUCAGCGGAUGCUUGACCUUGACACUGAGGGUAGCGAAUCUGAUGGUGCUUGAGACGCGUGCUCACACAUAUGCCAGGACGCUUGUCAGAUAGAGAAGUGGCCUGUAAAGAGCAGUAGCACACGCAGUACCUUGCCUGUUCGAUUAGUUGUCGUCAAAUGUAGAUAGAGUAUUGACCUUCGACACUUGCCGACCCUACGAAUGGGCGAUACCCUCGAUCACUCCUCGACUGCUUUUGACGAGUUUCCAACUUGUCUCUUCACACAAUCAAUGUCCUC